AUGGAACAAGACAAAGAACCCUUUGAUUUUGCCGUAAUGUUUGAUGUUUUGUUGAAAAUAUCAAUGGUCGUGGGUCCAGUCGUUGGAUAUUUUGACCAAAUUGCGACUAUUCGUAAUCUAAAGUCAAGCGCAGGAUUCUCUAUAGAUACUUGUGGAGUGUUGUUAAUUAGCAGUACAAUUAGUGCUCCUAUACGAGUGCAUAAAAUAUCGAUAUCCUUUAUCGCCCGUACAAAAUCGACGAUGGUUUUGGAAUUGGCUUUGGGCAUUGAAAGUACAGUUCCAAUGCCACAAGCAUGGAAAAUUCAUCAAUCGAAAACAGUUGCAGGAUUCAGGGGUAUGUUGGGAUUAGAUACUUCUCAGUUGCACGAACGAUUACGGCGGUCACCGAGUUAUAAUUCGCUGGACGAAAUUUUGUAG
Messenger RNA from Ambispora gerdemannii, 417 nucleotides. The record is from the annotation of a GenBank genome assembly. NCBI's taxonomy places the organism in Eukaryota, Fungi, Glomeromycota, Glomeromycetes, Archaeosporales, Ambisporaceae.